Messenger RNA from Prunus armeniaca (apricot), 2040 nucleotides. Lineage: Eukaryota; Viridiplantae; Streptophyta; Magnoliopsida; Rosales; Rosaceae. The record is from the annotation of a GenBank genome assembly.
AUGUCGAAGCCUCAGCAGCCAAUCGUCCUCUCCGACGAAGAAGAAGAAGAAAAUGACCAGAAUGUCCUCUCCUCACCUCCUCCAUUCCAACCAUUCCACUUCUCUAAUAAGAAACGCCGAACCGAACUCUACCCCUACCCAAACCUCAAUACUCAGACUCCGGUUCUCGUCCUUGACGACGACGACGACGACGACGACCCCACCAGACCGACACGGAAGCCACCGGGCCCCACCUCACCCCGCUACUUCGAGGUCCUUGACGAGUCUCCAUGCUCGAAAGCCCCUUCCGACUUCCAAGCUAGCGUUUCAGAUACCCCGCGCAAGUUCUCCGGCAUUAAUGACUUGGUAUUUCUGGAAUCUGAUAAUGAGUCUGAAAGUGGUUCUGGAAGGGAAAGGGGGAAGGAUAACAAAUCAAUUUCUGGUGGUUUUGGUGUGGUGAAGGGCUUAGACUGGAGUUCCAGAUUUGUCAAAUCCACAUCUUCUCUUGGACAUGACUAUCUAGCACAUAUGUCUGAGGACUGUUCUGCGCAACCUGUUUCUUUGCAAGAUGAUUUUGAUAUUAAUCAGGUACUUGAUUAUCCUCCUGACAAAGAAAAUAGAAUGGAUCAGAGGGGCAACAUUGUGAAACAGAGAAGAAAAACUAAAGCUAUUACUGAUAAAAGUAUUAGAGACGAAGCAAUGGGUAGAAGGAAGAUGGCGAAAGAGGAAAGGAGAUGCCUAAUGGAAGAAAAGAAUCUAAAGAAGCAACAAGAGAAGUUGCAAAGAGCAGCUCUGAAAGCUGAAACAGCAGAGAGGAAAAAGUUUCAGAAAGAACAACAAAAGUGGGAAAAAGGAAAGUUUGCUGUGAAAUCCAUAGUGGCUGAGAUUGACCUUAAAGUAGUGGAAUUGGGGUCAGUUGGAGGAAAUCUGCUAUCAAGGUUUGCUGAAAGAGGGAUAACAUACCGUAUAACAUCAAAUCCAAUUGAAAGAUCAAUUGUCUGGACCAUGACUGUUCCAGAACAUAUUUCACAGAGUUCUCCUGAACGAAUAGAGAUUCAAUAUGUAUUGCUCGUGUAUGAAGCUGAAGAAUUUUGUAACCUUGUCAUCAAUGAAUCUCUUUUGGACCAUGUUUUUAGUGUUCGAAGUCGUUAUCCAUCCUAUACAGUGUGUUAUCUUACAAAUAGGGAACAAGAAGUGUACAAGAACCUAACAGAGGAUAAUGAUUGGAGACGCCCGCCUGUUGAGGAGUGCAUAGAUGAGGCUGAACUUGCUGAACACAUUGUUGGUUUGACGUGCAGCCUCUCAUCCUGCCAAUUUAGAAAGAAGUUAACGAGACUGGACGUAAAUGCUAACGGACCUCUUAUGAUUAAGGACUGUGUUGACCGGAAUAUAAUUAAUAAGAGCGCAUGGUUAAAAGCUUUGGUAGCUAUCCCAAAGGUACAGCCACGGUUUGCUAUUGCUAUAUGGAAGAAGUACCCUACCAUGAAAUCUCUGUUGAGUGUUUACAUGGAUCAAAAUAUAUCGGCGCAUUUGGUUUCCCAGGAAGAAGUGAACGGAUUUAUGGCCAUUGACAAGUCACAGAUACAUAUUAUCUUGGAAUACAGUUUUCUAGAACGUCCUGUAGGAAUCUCAAGGGCUUGUUUUGGAGAUGUGAUGGAGGAGCAGCAUCUACAAGACCCAUGGACAGAGUUUCCUUUGCAAACUAGCUUGCGAGGGACGACUGCCCAAAGAUGUCCGACUUUUCCAAUGUGGGGAGAUACUGGGAUCUUGUCAUUGUCACUAUCAUCCUCCCUUUUACCAAACCGGUUUGAAGGGAUUUUGGCCAACUUUAGGAUUAUGGUAUGCCUGUUCUAUGUCACUGUGAACAAAGUUGCUUUGAUUGUUCAUCAAAAGGAAUUUCUGCUGAAGGACUUGAUAACUGAAGGUUUACUUCGUGAUGACAGAAGAAUAGGUGAGGUUUGUUCCAAGAGAGUGUACAGAAUACUUAUGGCACAAAGUGGAUCCAUUAAAACUGAUGAUGUUGAGGAUGGUGCUGAUUUGUUUAGGCUUCAACUGGCUUAA